AUGUCUGGCCGGGGCAAGAGCGGCGGUAAGGCCCGAGCUAAGGCUAAGUCUCGCUCGUCCCGUGCUGGGCUGCAGUUCCCGGUCGGGCGCGUUCACCGGCUGCUGCGGCGCGGGCACUACGCGGAGCGGGUGGGGGCCGGCGCGCCCGUCUACCUGGCGGCUGUCCUGGAGUACCUGACAGCCGAGAUCCUCGAGCUGGCGGGCAACGCGGCGCGCGACAAUAAGAAGACGCGUAUCAUCCCUCGCCACUUGCAGCUGGCAGUACGCAACGACGAGGAGCUCAACAAGCUGCUGGGCGGCGUGACCAUCGCGCAGGGCGGCGUGCUGCCCAAUAUCCAGGCCGUGUUGCUGCCUAAGAAGACCGGCGGCGGCGUGGGCUCCACCAAGGCCGGCAAGAAAGGCAGCGGACAGCAGUCGCAGGAGUACUAG
Molecule: messenger RNA, 429 nt
Organism: Indicator indicator
Lineage: Eukaryota; Metazoa; Chordata; Aves; Piciformes; Indicatoridae
Product: histone H2A
Exons: 1
Coding region: 1-429 (142 amino acids)
Cellular component (GO): nucleosome
Molecular function (GO): protein heterodimerization activity; structural constituent of chromatin; DNA binding
Source: RefSeq, a predicted model, not a curated record